UCGACUACAAAUAUGUUUGAGAAUGAUAGAUUCAUCAUUUUUACUUGCAUUUGAACCAGUUUGUUCUUCAAACAUUCUAAAAAUGGUGUUGUAUACCGAAUCUUUAUCGACACCAACACGGGCUACUUGUUUUGACGACGGAAGCUACACAGUGGAAAAGAAGACCAUACCGAAAUCAUCGAAUUCUGAUACACCAAACCCGCCUUUGUACAUUGUUUACCCUACCGAAAAAGGGACUUUUCCCGUUAUACUCUUUCUCCAUGGCUUUUCCAUCCUUAAUACAUGUUAUUCCGAUCUCUUCGAGUUUAUUGCCUCUCAUGGUUACAUUAUCGUCGCUCCUGGUCAGACUUUGUUUGAGCUUUUGAAAGGUCUAUGUGCAUUUUCUGCUGUUGGUGACGUGGACAAUGCAGCCGAAGCUGCUAACUGGAUAAACAAAAACCAAGGCGAAAACCUUCGACUUGUACUCCCAAAUAAUGUAUCACCAGAUCUUGAAAAUGUAGCACUAGCCGGUCAUAGUAAAGGAGGAAAAGCAGCAUUUGCACUAGCACUAGGCCAUGCUAAUACGAGCCUUAAAUUCAAGGCUCUUAUCGGUUUAGAUCCUGUUGCAGGCCGAGAUACAUCAAACAGGCUCGAACCCAAGAUCUUAAACUACAUACCCCAAAAUUUUAAAAUACCCAUGCCUAUAGCCCUAAUUGGGACAGGCUUGGGUGAUGAUGGGUGUUGCGGGUGUUUUCCACCUGCAGCCCCUUGGGGAUGUAACCAUCCUUUUUUCUUUAACGAGUGCAAACCCCCUGUGUGUUAUUUUGUAGCCAAGGACUUUGGUCACAUGGACAUGGUUGAUGAAUGGUUGAUCAAGUUAUCGGGUAUGUUUGUAUGCAAAACAGGGAAGGGUUCGUAUGCUGAUAUGAGAAGAGCUUGCGGAGGCAUUUUUGUUGCCUUUCUCAAGACUUAUAUGUUUGAUGAUGCCAAAGAUCUCACUACUAUUGUUGAUUCGCCCGAUACAUUUGCUCCAAUUAAGCUCGAUCCAGUUUUAUGGCUUCGAUCAUGAGAGCUUCAGUUUGAUCUUUUUGAUAAUUUGUUUGUCGUUUACCAUCCUCAAAUGUUCGUUUCUUAGUUCAAAACUAUAUAUCAUGUAUACAAAUUUUUACUGUAUAAUAAAGUAAACCAUUGAGGGACACUUGUCAUCA
Messenger RNA from Helianthus annuus (common sunflower), 1187 nucleotides. RefSeq names its product chlorophyllase-1. The coding region runs from base 23 to 1048 and encodes 341 amino acids. Gene Ontology annotation, biological process: chlorophyll catabolic process. The record is from RefSeq and is a predicted model, not a curated record. Lineage: Eukaryota; Viridiplantae; Streptophyta; Magnoliopsida; Asterales; Asteraceae. The transcript has 2 exons. Gene Ontology annotation, molecular function: chlorophyllase activity.